CAGGUAGCUAUGAAAAAGAGGCAAAUGGCAUUCAUGCUUAUGCAAAAUCAGGUCCAACGACCAAUUAACAUAGGUAAUGCUGGCAAUGAUGAGACAAAUUACUUAUUAAGAAACUUCGAUCUCAGCCUACCAUGGCAGCAACGUCAAGCAUCUACUUUUCCCUUUAAGACGGAACACCUUUCAACCAAAUGGUAUCCUAGCUACAUUAGUGAUCAUCAAAAAGUGUCACCACAACCAAUGUCUCUAGCGAUGGGGCAAGCGAAUAAUGCGCUCAUUGAUGAUAUGUUCCGAGAGUCACAAAGACCCGGAGAGCUAUUCAAUCAAGAAUUGUCAUUCGAGCACUUAUCGACCAGCGGUACUGUCAAUAGGGAGCCAUUACCAUCGUCGCAGCUGCCACCACCAUCAAAUACUGAGCAUUUCGCCAUGAAUCCUCUUAAUAAAAAUUUGAUAGGACUUCCAGCCACGAAACAGACAAAUCAAAAUCUAUCAAAUUUGUCAGAAACAAAAUUGAUCGAUACAACACCGAUGCCAACAACUAGGUUGUGUGACACAUCAUCAAUUAUGAUGGCUGAUGAUGAUCUAUGGCUUGAUAUGCAGCGCUUAGUCUCAAAAUUCUCCACGACUAAUGAUUGGAAAUUUGAAUCAAGUUCAUGGGAGAACACACCCACAUAGUAUUGGCAGAUCAAAG
This is a messenger RNA of Dendrobium catenatum, 688 nucleotides long. RefSeq lists its product as uncharacterized. Bases 10 to 672 code for a protein of 220 amino acids. The record is from RefSeq and is a predicted model, not a curated record. The transcript is spliced from 2 exons. NCBI's taxonomy places the organism in Eukaryota, Viridiplantae, Streptophyta, Magnoliopsida, Asparagales, Orchidaceae.